Messenger RNA from Rotaria sp. Silwood1, 3507 nucleotides. The record is from the annotation of a GenBank genome assembly. Lineage: Eukaryota; Metazoa; Rotifera; Eurotatoria; Philodinida; Philodinidae.
AUGUCAUCUCGAACUCGUUCUGUUCAACCUCAAGGAGAAUCUGAACAUGAAUCUUGGGAAAAAUUCUACCAACUAAAUAUUAAUUAUCGAGUUUGCCGUUCUUUUUGUCCGAAACCUGAUGAUCAAGAAACUUGUGAAUGUAAUCAAAGAAAAGCUUUUCAUACAGACCUAACAGGCAAAAAAGAAAAUAAAUGGAAGAUAUCGAGUCAUACUGAGCAAAAAUUCAAUGAUAGAUAUUUUGGUACACUCUUUAAUGACGCUUCAUAUGUUCGUCUUGAUAUUGAGACACAACUAACAACAGUUACAAAGCUUCUUUUCGAAGUUUGGAAAAUUCCAGAACCUAAGUUGAUUAUGUCAAUUAUUGGUGGCGCGAAAUAUUUUAAAUUAAACGAUCGGCUUGAAUCAAAUGUUAUUAAGGGUAUUAUGAAUGUUGCUUGUAAAUCAAAUGUAUGGAUGAUUACAACUGGAUAUAAUGUUGGCAUUGUUCAACUUCUGGGACAAGCAAUUGGUAAAGUUAAAUUAAAAUAUCCAAACCAAAAGAUAACUGCUAUUGGUAUUGGUAAAUGGGGAAGUAUUAAAGAUGUACAAAAAUUAACAGGCAAAAACGGAAAAAAACCUCAGAAAGGUAAAAUUCCAAUCGAACAUUCAGAUAAUGAAGAAGCACCUGAUAAACUGAGAAAAGGCGAAACUCCUGUUGUCACUAUCGUUGUUGAUGGUGGUAGUGAUACUAUGGCAAAUAUAUAUUAUGAUUUAAAGCAUAAUAUUCCUGUUGUUAUUAUUAAUGGUAGUGGUCGUAUUGCUGAUUUUUUGAGUCGUUGGUUAUUGUAUACAAAAAACUUCGAAAAUGAUUCUGAACACGGUAAAGUGGCAUAUGGAAUCUAUGAAUUAAAAACAAAAGAUGUUACACAAAAAGUUUCAAAAAACAGAAAAACACCAAAAUCAAGAAACAGAACUGAUAUACAUGCUGAACUUCAUGUUGAUCCAUCUGAAACAAAACUUUGUAAUCUAUUUACUAAAUAUGAGAAAGAACUUAAAAAUGAUUUAGAAAGUGUUUUAUCUCCUGAUAAUGAUUCACAUAAAAAAAACUCUUCAAAAUCAGGCACCAGCAAUAAUCAUUCUGAUAAAAACCUAGAACGUACACUUAAUCAAGUUAUGUAUUGUCUACAGCCAGCUGUUCGCUCUCAAAUAACUGUAUUUAACUUACAUUCCGAAACUAAUUUAUCAGAAACAAUUUUUGAAAGUAUUUGUAAAUAGCAUACACCAUUCCUUGACUUAGCAAUGGAGUGGAAUUGUAUACAUGUAGCCAAAGCAUUUGUUUUCCAAAAUUCAUUAGAUAACAUAUCGGAUCCAGAAAAGGCUUUUCUAACUGCUUUAAAACAGGAUUUACCAACAUUUGUAUAUGAAUUUCUCAAAUUAGGAAUUCAGCCAGCUAAAAUAUUCUUUCCAUCAAACCAAUUUUUUUUAAUAGAAGGUAAUCGAUAUGCCACGUUCAUUCAAGAACUUUACAACGAUAAUAAUGAUUAUAUGGCUACCGAUAAAACUCAUUUUAAAUAUUUUAUCGAACAUCGUGGAGUUGUAGGUAACAAAAAUAUUGAUUCGGUUGACUCACUUAAUAGAGUUCUCGAAAAUCUUAUCGGUGAUUAUAUGCAUAAACUUUAUUUUGAAACCGACGAACAUGAAGAAAAAGAUCGAAUAAAAUGGGGAUUAAUGCGAAGUUCUAAACAAUCCAAAAAAGAUAAAAAUAAAGAUAUUGAAAAUAUUAAAUAUUCAUCCACUGAACUAAAAAAACAACAACCAGACAGAUAUAUAAUGCGGGAUUUAUUUUUAUGGGCUGUUCUAAUGAAUCGUAUUGAUAUGGCUAAAGUUUUUUUAUCCCAAUUGAAAUAUCGAAUAUGUCCAGCAUUGAUUGCAACAAAAAUUUUAAAACAAUAUUAUUCGAUAGCACAUCACGGUGAACUAAAGACAGGUUAUGGCGACAACCUUAACUAUUUUGAAAAAUAUGCAAUUGAUUGUCUCAAUAAAUGUGAUCAUAAUGCAGAACGAGCUUGUGAACUUGUUGUACAACAAAAUGAACUUUAUGGAUAUGUUAGUUGUCUUCAAAUUGCUUCUGAUGCGCAUGAUAAAUCAUUUAUUGCAGAACCAGCUUGUAUACAAGGUAUGAAUAAUAUUUGGUUUGACAAACUUCAUCCAGAACAAAAGACAAUCAUGCAAAAGUUAGCUUUGUUGGCUGGUGUUAUUUCACUUGGUUUUUUGGCGCCUAGUGUUGUUACAUUUCGGAACGUUGACAAGGAGACAGUAAUUGGUGAAUCUCUUAAAGCGAAGUUGGAACCAUUUGGCAUAAAUUAUUCUGACCCAUAUCCACUUGAAUAUCCUCGUUAUUUUGAAUUAACACCUACAUUGAAUACAUAUAUACAUCGAUUUGAACAUUUCCAUUUAUCGCCUAUGAUAAAAUUUUGCUAUCAUUUGACAGCUCAUCUUUUUUUUCUUUUACUCUUCUCCUAUGUACUUUUGUUCAAUUUUUCACCACCAAAAGCUCAAAGUCCAUCAAUACAUUGGACUGAAAUAUUAACAAUUAUUCUUGUUUCAUUAAUUAUGGCUUACGACAUCGAGCUAUGGUGGCUUCGUUGUCUAUCAUUCAUUAUUGUUGUACCAUAUCUUGGACCACAUCUGGUAGCUAUUUGGAAAAUGAUUCAAGAUCUUUUAUUUUUUAUGGUUAUUAUUGCAGUAGUGAUGAUUGGUUAUGGUGUUGCAUCUCGUUCAAUGGUUUAUUAUCCAAGAGCGAACAAUUUUACAAUGGAAACAGGUGGUUCUAUAGAUAAUAGUUUUGAUGGUAGAAGUGUUUUUCGUCAUAUUGCAUAUCCAGUUUAUUAUUUAUUACACGGAGAAGUUGGUGACGAACGAACAAGUCUUGAUAGUAAUCCGGAUGCUGCUUGGUCAAUUUCAAAUCAUAUUUUGCUUGCUAUUCAUAUGUUAUUUGUUAAUAUUUUACUUACUAAUCUGCUUAUUGCAAUGUUUAGUAAACGAUUUGACGAAGUUUAUGAAGAUAUACAAAAUAUUUGGCAGUCACAAAAAUAUUUAUUUACACGUGAAUAUUUCACACGUUCACCAUUUUUACCACCAAUAAAUCUUAUUUAUGAUAUUUAUUAUUUAUCGCGUAUGUUCGUCUUUUUUAUAAGACGAACAUUUUUUGACCAACCAGGAGAUCAUCAUGCUAAAGUAUUCAAAAUGAUUGCAAAAAACAAACCUCUUUUAGAAGAAUGGCGUGAAUUUGAAGGUGCAGCAACAUAUCAAUAUGCUCAUGAUCAAGUAAAAGCAUUGAAAGAUGCAUCAACACGGUUAUCAGAGGGAUCAGAUUCGUCUAGUAGAAAAAAAAAAGAGGAUCCAAUGAAUAAAGAUAAUGUGUUAAGUGAUACUAUGGACAAUAUAAAAGAAGUACAAGAGAAUAUAAAGAAUUUAAGUUCAACACUUGAUGGAAUGAGACCACGAAUUAUGAAUUUAAUUUCGUAA